Molecule: messenger RNA, 1928 nt
Organism: Malania oleifera
Lineage: Eukaryota; Viridiplantae; Streptophyta; Magnoliopsida; Santalales; Ximeniaceae
Exons: 12
Coding region: 111-1535 (474 amino acids)
Molecular function (GO): acid phosphatase activity; inositol phosphate phosphatase activity
Source: RefSeq, a predicted model, not a curated record
CUCAGUACCAACAAUACACGCGUCCUGUUUCUCUUAUUCUUGCAGUUAUCGGACCCCCACCGACUCAGAGAGAGAGAGAGAGAGAGAGGAGGGGACGGGGAGCGAGCGAGAUGGCCAUGGCUGCUGCUUUGAUUCUGCUCUUAUCUAUGCUUGCCCAUUCGAAUGCCGGUGAAGCUUUCGACGUUCGGCGACACCUCUCUACCGUAACCAGGUACGGCGUAGAGAAAGACCGUCCUGAGGGUUCAUAUGUGCCUACUGAGAUUCCAGAUGAAUGUAGUCCCAUCCACUUAAAUCUCGUGGCAAGGCAUGGAACUCGUUCGCCGACCAAGAAACGCAUCCGAGAGUUAGAUGGAUUGGCUGCACAUAUGGAAGUAAUUUUUAAUGCUGCAAAAGUUGAGGCAGAACACAAUGCACCCUUGAAAAAAGUUCCUGCUUGGUUGCAGGGGUGGGAAUCUCCUUGGAAAGGAAAGUCAAGGGGUGGGGAAUUGAUUAGAAAAGGAGAAGAUGAAUUGUAUGAACUUGCAGUCAGAAUCAGAGAUAGAUUCCCAAAUUUGCUAAAUGAGGAAUAUCACCCAGAUGUUUAUGUCAUAAAAGCAACACAGGUUCCUCGGGCAUCAGCUAGUGCUGUGGCAUUCGGCAUGGGGCUGUUUAGUGGAAAGGGCAGUCUAGGGCCGGGGCAUCAUCGAGCUUUUUCUGUUUCUAGUGAAAGCCGAGCAAGUGAUAUAUUACUGAGAUUUUAUGAUUGCUGUGAAAACUACAAGGGUUAUAGAAAAAGACAGGAGCCGGCUGUUGACAAGCUUAAGGAACCUAUAUUUGAUGAAAUUACCUCUGCAUUAACACUGCGCUAUGGGCUCAAUUUUACCAGACAGGAUACAUCAUCUCUCUGGUUUUUGUGUAAGCAGGAAGCGUCUUUGUUGGACAGAAUUGAUCAAGCUUGUGCUCUUUUCAGCCCAUCUGAGGUUAAUAUGCUGGAGUGGACGGAUGAUCUGGAGUUGUUUAUACUGAAGGGUUAUGGUAAAUCAUUAAAUUAUCGAAUAGGAGUGCCAUUGCUUGAAGAUGUUGUUCAGUCCAUGGAGGACGCUAUCAAGGCUAAAGAAGAAGGGCAUGCUCCUGGCAGUUAUGAGAAGGCAAGACUUCGAUUUGCACAUGCUGAGACUGUUGUUCCAUUCUCUUGUCUGCUUGGGCUUUUUCUUGAAGGAUCUGAAUUUGAACAAAUACAAAGAGAACAAUCCUUGCAACUACCUCCAAAGCCUCCCCUAAAAAGAAGUUGGAGGGGCAGCUUGGUGGCACCUUUUGCUGGGAACAACAUGUUGGUUCUAUACAGUUGUGCAGCCAAUGCUUCGAGCAAAUACUAUGUGCAAGUACUGCAUAACGAAAAUCCCAUGCCGAUGCCGGGUUGCCAUAAUUCCGACUUCUGUCCAUUUGAAGUUUUCAAGGAAAGAAUAGUUGCCCCUCAUAAAAAGCAUGACUACAACACAGUUUGCAGUGUAAAGUUGGAGCAACUAGAGGCAAAGUCCGCAACCACGGCUGGCUGACCAUCUAGCAGAGUUCGAUUAUAGAUCAAGCCCAUUGCUCAUGGGGACAAUAGCUUUUGUCACAACAUGAGUUUUAGCUGGUUUGAUCCUCUUCCCCUACUGAUCUAGAAGUCGACUGUCUGUAUGGUGUAUCUUGAAGUUGAUAAUACUAGUAUGGUUAUUUGUUGUAUGUGCAGACAGAUUUUUAAUUUGUAACACAAAUUGUUAUCAGCUUUGUUCUCUUUUUAUUCGGUUCUAAUCUGUGGUUAGGCUUAUUUAGUUGUGGAAACUGAUGCUUCUUCUUAUUAUUAUUAUUAGUAUUGUUCAAGGAAUUUACAAAAAAAAUGUCGUUUAUUUUCUAGUUUCUUGAAACAUUUAUAUGAACAUAGAAAAUAUUUAAAGGGCGGUUUCCUA